ACUCCAGCAGGACGGGAACGCAGCACAGGAGCUGCACAGAACAAGAAGAAGAAGAAGAAGAAGAAGAGGAAGAAGAAAGAGAAGAAGCAGUUGACCCUCUAUGGAAGCCUUUUCCCUUCACUGCAGCUUCACUUCUCUUUCAUUCCGAGCUCCCUUCACCACUUGCCUUCUGCCUUCUGGUGCUACUUCCACUUCUGCAGCUGACCCAGACUCCUGACAAGAACCUGGACUGUUGGACAAAAGCUGUGGAGUCUGUCUACGUCCUGCACAUAAACUGGACUGGUUCCUGUCGUGGGGUUUUUUGAAAGGGGUGACAGAAGGAGGUGAUUUGAGAAGGAAGAGGAGGAGGAGGAUCCAGGAUCUGAGCGCUCCUGGAAGAAGAAGAAGAAGAGGAGGAAGAAGAGGAGGAGGAGGAGGGUGUGCCACUGUUAGAUCCAGCAUCCUCUCAGCCUUCUCCCUCCCUACGAACACACGCCCUUUAGACUACAGCUCCACUAAUUGCAUAAAAUAUUGAAUAGGAUAUCAUAUUUUAGCAAAAUCAACCAAAAACAAGUUCAAAAGUCCCUUCUAGAAAGGCAGUAGAGGUCCAGUUAGCUGCAGAAAAGUCUCCACACACUGCAAAAGACCAACUAACAGUCAGGAUUAUCAUUCUAGACAUACUGUAGUUGCUUUUGGUGAGAGGAACAGGCGCACACGGACACCCAGGACGCCCCAGACCCCGCCUCAGAAUGGAUCUCCCACCAGUCAGAGGUUUAUCUGAUGUGCCGUGAGUGUUGGGAGCUCCUCGCCCCAGCUCUGGCCUGCGGUCCAGGUGCCCCACGGCCUGGCCCACCAGGAUGGACCCCGCUCAUUCCUUCAGGAUGGAGCUGGACGGGUUGGACCUCCAGCAGGUCCAAGUGUUGUCACUCGAUCAGAUACGUGCCAUCAGGGCCAACAAUGACUAUGUGGAGCGGCCCAUGGUACCGGAACCAGGUUCUCAGACUGGAUUUUUCUAUGUCCACGAAGACCGUUACUCUCAUGGAGUGUACCCUCACCACACCCAGCUUUCCUCCCACUCUGCUCUGCCCCGCAGCCAAAGUCAGCAGCAGCACGCUCACCUGUCCCACCUGAGCCGUUCCAGCACUAUAAGCUCCUCCAUGUCUCGGACCAGUACCACCUCAGACCAGCGGCUGCUCGCAGGCUUGACACCAUCUCACUCUGGUCUAGGUUCAGUGGUUCGCUCCCAGCCUAAAGGAGAUCUGAAGCCUGACGUUUCCCUGAGUAAAGGCCUAGCAGAGGAUGAAGCUGAGCUAGGUCGUCAUUUGUUCAUCUGCGAGCGAUGUGGUCGUUGUAAGUGCCACGAGUGCUGCGCCCCUCGCCGUUUGCCUUCCUGCUGGGCGUGCGGACAGCGAUGCCUGUGCUCCGCCGAAAGCGCGGUGGAGUACGGCACCUGCUUGUGUUGCGUUAAAGGCCUGUUCUACCACUGCUCCGCCCAGGACGAUGAAGAUAACUGUGCUGAUCGGCCGUGCUCCUGCUCUACAGCGCACGCUUGUGCCCGUUGGGGCACCAUGGGGCUGCUAGCGCUUUGUCUGCCCUGCCUCUGCUGCUACCCACCUGCCAGGCUGUGCCUUGCCCUGUGCCAGUGUGCCCACGACCGCGCCACGCGCCCCGGCUGCAGGUGCAGUAACACCAACACUGUGUGCCGCAAGAUUUCUGCCUCCAACCCUAACCCCGGUCAUCCCUCGCUUCGCAGCAAGGCCCUGGAAAAGCCGUUAUGACAGACCUGGACGGGGGCCAGCAAGAUUCUUUUCCCUUAAGCUGUCGCCAAAGCAAUGCUGUCACCAAUCAACAGUGCCACAGCUGACAUUGUGACAACAAUGCCAUUGUGACCCACCUACCUACAUACAACAAGCCAACCAACCGUGUCGUUAACCUAGUCACCUAACGUACCUUGUAUUUACUUCUCCAGCUCAGGAGGGACCAAAGCUUUACUGUGCCUGUUCACGUUGGAGACUCAAUGCCUAAAACAAAAGCCUGAAGAAUUUCUGAAGAAGAAGCUCUUAUCCUUUGCUAGACUGCCAUUCAACUUUAACUAAGCCUUCCAAACAGAUACCACCUCUGUCCGCCUUCUGUUGUGUAAUCUGGAUGUUCAAAUCUAUUUAUUUAUUCUUUAAUUACCCUAACUUCCCCGUCCUUAGCAAUGAAUGUGCACAGAGCAAAUGGAAGAGCAACGGACCAAAAUCAGGAAGGAAAGAUGCCUCUGGCAAUUCAUAGGCCGACAGUCCUCUAGAGAGAAAGAGAGAGAGAGAGAGAGAGAGAGAGAGAGAGAGAGAGAGAGAGAGAGAGAGAGAAAGAAUCAGAUGAUGCUUCAAAGACAGGACUGAGAUGACAACAAUCAGAGAGCUCCACAAAAAA
Messenger RNA from Sphaeramia orbicularis (orbiculate cardinalfish), 2394 nucleotides. Its product is annotated as protein sprouty homolog 3. Gene Ontology annotation, biological process: negative regulation of MAP kinase activity; animal organ development; negative regulation of fibroblast growth factor receptor signaling pathway. Bases 837 to 1757 code for a protein of 306 amino acids. Gene Ontology annotation, cellular component: cytosol; membrane. The record is from RefSeq and is a predicted model, not a curated record. NCBI's taxonomy places the organism in Eukaryota, Metazoa, Chordata, Actinopteri, Kurtiformes, Apogonidae. The transcript is spliced from 2 exons.